AUGAGCGACAAACUCAGAGCUGAGGCCGGAAGGCCCAGGCGCCAAGAUACAGACGCAGGAACGGAGACCAACAUAGUGCACAACGAGAAGACGGCACGUGCACACCUAAUGAAGAAAAAGUGGAUAGGAAAGGAUACUCUAGUCACGACGAGCCUAAUAGCAGACUACAUGAAGCAAUAUGCAGAAAAAACGACAGCAGGUGCGGAGGUCAAAAACAUGUUGAAUGCCUUCGCCUUUGCUCUAGAAUCCGCAUGCCUGGAACCGGCAGCAGAACAUGUCACAAAAGCGAUAUCGGCAAAGAUCAGCAAAUUGGUAGAAGAGGCAGCGGAGAAGGUCAACAAAGCAACGGAAUCAACAACCAAGCUCCUCGACGCGGUAAGCCUGAAAUACGGCGAGCUAACUAUAGCAGCAAUGGAGGCAACCAAGGGCCUAAAAGAAGGAUUAGCACCCAGGCCGACUGGACAGUCAACAGGCUAUGGCCACCUAGCGACACGCACAACCCCACCAAUCAUCAAUGAAGCGGUAGCCUCCAACAUUGUCAACCUUCGCAAGAGACAGAUAAUGGCCCCAACCCCACCAAAGAUAAAGAAGCAAUCAGGGAUGUACUCAAGGGACGAGGUAAACGCAUAUAAAGAGACACUGAACAACGCGCUAGGAAAGAUGGGAGAGGAAACAAAGGAAUGGCGAGUAGCUGGGGUCAGGUUCACCAGCUCAAACACCACACUUCUCGAGAUGAACUCAAUAACAGCGGCACAAGGGCUGAGAGGCAAAGGGAAAUGGAAGAGGGUGAUGGACUUAGCAUACGGUACAACGGACGAGGAAGUUCAGAUAAUCCCUAGGACAUACCGGCUUACAAUCCGCUUUGCACCAGUCGGAUGGAGCCCUGAAGACGACGAGGCCCUAAGGGCAUUCGAAACCGAAAAUCGUCUUCCCACAAACUCAGUAUAUGCAGCUUCAUGGAUAAAGAACCCCGCCAACCGAUACAAAGGACAGUCAUUUGCCAACGUCAAAAUGACCUGUACACUGCCAGAAGUAGCCAACAGACUAAUCCUUGGCCCAACUCGCAUCAACGACCAUGUAGUCAAAGUCCAGAAGGAACAGGCCUUUAUCCCACUAUGCGCUAAGAACACAGCUCAAGAGAAUGUACAAACAAGCAGAGCACAAUGUGCACCCCAUGCGGGUCGGGAAGCCACAUAUCAGGUGACACAAGAGACAUUGUCUAUGUUCUACUUCACAAACGACAAAUGGUCUUUCGACAGCACCCAGUCCCCACCAUGGAACGCGGAGGCCAAUAUAGCAGGUGAACCAGACAGCGAAGAGGUGCAGGGACCCCAACCAGAGCCAGCAAGCUCCAACCAAGCACCAUCAUACGCCGGAGUUCUACGCAAGUCGAAGAGCACAACCAACCUACACCAGACCACACUCAACUUCGGCGGAACUGCACCAGCCCAAGUCCUCCAGGGAAUGCACAUGCAACUGCCAACAAGCAGCGCGACACCAGCAAACAAGAAGACACCACAAACCAAGAUCACCAACCAAGCCAACCCCAACGCGAAAUCACCUGACGCACAUGGCGAACUCAUCAACACUCUCUCACCAGACGAAUGGGACAUCAUUGCCAUCCAAGAGCCAGCCCUCAACUCAAUCGAAAACAUUCGAGCGACGCAAAACUGGCAAGUGUUCUAUCCAUGUACCAAAGUCACUGACAACCACUCCAAACUACGAGCGGUCACGCUAGUCAAUGUCAAAAUCAGUUAUUGCGAACAAGUUAGAGUCGCAUCAAGCGACAUUGAACCCAAUCGCAUGUAUAUAUACAACAUCUACAAUGACAGUACAAACAAUGACACACUCGAGCAACUAGCCAAGCACCUCGAAGGCCAAAGGCCAAUAGAGAGGCAGACACAAUCGAUAUGGCUCGGCAACUUCAACCGGCACCAUCACAUGUGGGAAGGUCAUGCCAACAGGCACAUCCGCAGCCCAAGGGACAAGAUCACCCCCCUGCUCAACCUCAUCAUCGAGCAUGGCAUGCAACAGCUCCUACCAGCUGGCAUACCCACAAGAAUGGAGAACAGUAGUGAGACAAGACCAGAUAAUGUCUGGGCAUCAGAAGGUAUCGUACGGAGGACAAUAGAGUGCAACACGUGGCUGGAAUGGCGACCUAAUACUACUGAUCACCUACCAAUUGUUACAAUAAUCGAGGCAAGGAUAGAGAGAAGCCAGGAGGAAGCACGUCCAAACUACAAGAGAACGGACUGGGAGAAGUUUCGAGAGGGAGUACAGGCAGGCAUUGAAGGGAUGAACAUGCUAAGUCUAGAGCUAGAGAGCAUUGAAGACAUAGAAGAUGUAGUUGACAAGCUCACAGAGUGCAUGCAAGAGAAUCUGAGGAAGACGACUCCAGUCAGCAAACCAGCAGGAUUCCAGAAGCCAUAG
Serendipita indica DSM 11827 is the source of this 2430-nucleotide messenger RNA. NCBI's taxonomy places the organism in Eukaryota, Fungi, Basidiomycota, Agaricomycetes, Sebacinales, Serendipitaceae. The record is from the annotation of a GenBank genome assembly.